GGUGCCCGCUGCCCAAGAAUGGGAAUUCUCUUCACCAGGAUCUGGAGACUGUUCAAUCACCAGGAGCACAACGUUAUCAUGGUUGGGUUGGAUAAUGCAGGGAAAACUACUAUCCUUUACCAUUUUUCAAUGAACGAAGUUGUCCAUACAUAUCCUACAAUCAGAAGUAAUGUAGCAGAGAUAGUGAUUAAUAAUACACGUUUCCUAAUGUGGGAUAUUGGUGGCCAAGAAUCUCUUCGUUCUUCUUGGAACACUUACUAUACUAACACAGCGUUUGUAAUAAUUGUUGUGGACAGUACAGACAGAGAAAGGAUUUCUGUAACUAGAGAAGAACUCUACAAAAUGUUAGCACAUGAGGACCUAAGGAAAGCUGGAUUGCUGAUUUUUGCUAACAAACAAGAUGUCAAAGAGUGCAUGACUGUAGCAGAAAUCUUCCAGUUUUUGAAGCUAAUGUCUAUGAAAGAUCACCAGUGGCAUAUCCAGGCAUGCUGUGCUCUUACUGGCGAAGGUUCAUGCCAAGGACUUGGAUGGAUGGUGUCACGACUUAAGAUCAGAUGA
Messenger RNA from Jaculus jaculus (lesser Egyptian jerboa), 558 nucleotides. RefSeq names its product ADP-ribosylation factor-like protein 5A. Lineage: Eukaryota; Metazoa; Chordata; Mammalia; Rodentia; Dipodidae. Gene Ontology annotation, cellular component: cytoplasm; trans-Golgi network. The record is from RefSeq and is a predicted model, not a curated record. Bases 19 to 558 code for a protein of 179 amino acids. Gene Ontology annotation, biological process: intracellular protein transport; vesicle-mediated transport; protein localization to Golgi membrane. The transcript has a single exon. Gene Ontology annotation, molecular function: GTPase activity; GTP binding.